GCGUUGGUUCGGAUCUGAUGAGGGAUAAAGCAUGGCGUCUGCGUGAGUGAUUGUGUUUACUUUAUUGUUGGGAAUUUCUAGGGUUUCUGGAAAAUGGAAUGACGCUUCUUUCUUUGACUGUUUCGCGAAAGCAACAGUGAAAAUGUUGGUUGGACACGGAAUGAAGGGCGGCGGCUUGGGGUUUUAGCUCAUCUUUUCGUUUUCGGAUUUGAUUGUGAAGAAGUCGCGAGAGAAUUCGACCGACUUCUGAUGGUCUUGAAUGCUCUAUUUUGUGUAUUUUUGUGCGCGAUCACGGAUGUGAAGUCCGCGGCGAAAUGUAUGGGCUGUUUUGCGUCGUUUUGUGCCGGAUUGUAGGUAUUAAGUUGGGGGCAGAAUGCAGGAGGUGUGUUGGUAAUUGUGGAGAUGCAGAAAAUGUUGCUCUGUGAACAAUCCAAAUGUCUUUCUGUUGAGAAUCCAAAUUUUUCUCUGUGAGCAAUCUAAAUGUUUCUCUGUUGAUUAUCCAAAGUUCUUUCUCUCUGUGAACAAUCUGAAUAUUUCUCUGCGAGUAAUCUGUAUCGUUCUCCUUCAACAAUCCUUGUGAACUGCCCGGCGGGUGGAGAAAUUAAGGUUGUGAUUCUCCGGGUGGUGAAUUUUUCUGCUGUUCUGAAUAAUUUUGUGUGAAUUUUGACAGACCGCACAAAUUUGACCGAGAAAAUUUUGUUUGUGAGUUUGCAUUGUAAAUUCCGUGGCUUAUUGCAGAUAUAGAUGGUGGAAAAUUAAGGAGGCUAUUGGCUAGAAAGUUUUUGCUUUCUAGGGAAAAUAAAUAAAUCCUGUUUGUCUUUCUGCGGCACUCACAGUUUAAGAAGUGAAUUUCUGCGGCACUCAAAGUUUAAGAAGCUUAGUUUCUGUUCAGAAAAAGUUUAUCUGUUUCUUAACGGAUAAUCUUUGUAGGUUCGUCGAUGGAUCUCUCCGGCAUGAACAGUAAACAAAACAAUAAAGUUUGUGUUUUGUUUAGAGCAUGUAUUGACAUUUGUUUGCAAGACGUUAAUUUUCCCGUCGGUCUCGGCGUCGAAUCCUGGUAGAUACCUAAAAGGAGUGUGUUACAUGUCCUUUUGUCUUUAUAAAGUCUACGGUUCAAAUCCCAGUGAUUAGUUGGUAAUCUACUUUUUUAGGUUCGCCUAACAAGGCGCAAAUUCUUAUUAGUAACAAGUUGAAUAAUAAUUUGGCGGGCAGCAUGGGAUGUGCGAGUUCCAAGGAGGGAAUUAAGCGUGCAGAAGGAGAAUUUAAUCAGCCUCUUGCCCGAAGUAUGUCGAUGCCAGUACAUCACCCAGCGGAGAAAAAAGGAGACAGUUAUCACGUAGUGGCCCUAACCUCAAGCACAUAUGGAAUUCUCAAGAUGGAUCCCGUGAAAGACAUCAACGUCAUGGAUGACGAUGAGAAAUCUAAGCGCAGGGAUUUGCAGUUCCGGCAUGGUUAUUACAGCUUUAGGAAGAGUUUAGACCGGUCUUCAGAAAUGGCCGUAAAGAAAUGGUCUGAGGUGAACAAUCUGAUAAGCAAUUAUAAGCUCUUCAGAUCGGCAAAUCACAGCAGAACCCCUUCGCUUGAAGGAGGAGCGUCGCCUGAGACGAUCAAUACAUGGGAGCUCAUGGAAGGGCUGGAGGAUGACUGCGGAAGCAGCCCUUUUCCUUUGCCCAACGGCCAUGUCACUAGGAAAUCUAUGGAUCGAACUCCCGACCGCAACGGCCAUGUCACCAGGAAAUCUAUGGAUCGAACCCUCGACCGCUCGUUUUCUUUGAAUUCUGUGAAGGACGUCGAGCAGCUUGCGAAGGACGAGCCCAAGGGCUCCAUUUGGCAUAGGGUUACUCCCGGCGUGAAGGUCGCCGAUGAGAAUUUUAAAGCUUGCAAGUCGAACAAAAUCAAUGAAACAGUAAACGAGGGUUUGAUGGGUUCGCCCGGGGAUUCGAUUGUGAAACCCCUGUGGUUGCAGCAGGCGGGGGAUGAAUUUCAUGAACUGUGCCCUAAUCUAUUUGACGCAGAUCUGAUUUCGUCUUUCAAGAAAGCUUUGGAUGAUAUUCCCCCUAGUGAUUCGAUGGAGCCCAUGUGCCGAUCACCGUCGCCGCUUAGCCCUAAAGUGGAGGAUGAAAAAGGGACCUUUGGCAGGGUUUCCAGGCUACGUUCCGGCAGUUUUCAGGCCAGGUUGAACAGCUUCCAGCAGCGAAUAGACGAAGGCAAGCCCCCCCUAACCCCCAAGACUCCAAAAAAAUCUCCUGCGGCCAAAACCUCCAAGCAGAAGGCAGCGCCUCCGGGAGGCGAGGACAAGGUGGUUUUGUAUUUCACUAGUCUGAGAGGAAUCCGAAAAACUUUCGAGGAUUGCUGCACGGUGAAGAUGAUUCUGAAAGGUUUUAGGGUUUGGGUGGACGAGAGAGACAUUUCAAUGCAUUCGGCCUUUCGGCAGGAACUGCAGGAUAUAUUGGAGAAACCAACAACCGUUCCCAGGCUGUUUAUCAGGGGGAAAUAUAUUGGUGGGGUAGAGGAAAUUCAGCAGCUGCAUGAAGUGGGUGAAUUGGCUAAAUAUUUGGAGGGCGUUCCUGUCAAUACUUCUUCUGAGCUCUGUGAUGGGUGUGGCGAUGCGAGGUUUGUUAUGUGCCCUGAUUGCGUGGGCAGCCGCAAGAUUUUCAGAGAAGAGGGAAAUUUGAUGCCGGGGAGGUGUUUGCAGUGUAAUGAAAACGGUCUCAUAAGGUGUCCUGUGUGCUGCUCUUGAGGAAAAGGCUUUUGUUAAAUCUUCUUUUCUUCUUUGGUAGUGUAACUAUAUAAAAAUCGCACUCGAGGGACUGGACCGGACCCACAACUCAAAUUUCAUGGGACUUGGACCUGAGAGCGCAAGUGGCAAGCAAUAUAUCAGGUCCGCUGCUUCUGUUUUCUUCCCCUCUUUUUAAACAUUUUCUUUUAAUUUCUAGAGGAGAGGAUUUGUAUUGAAAACCAUGUACCAGAAGUGUUCAAGUGCUUUUGAAUACCUCCUCUCAAAAGUAUUUAGGUUAGAUGCUUUUAAGUACCUCCUUUCAAACGUAUUUCGGUGAGGAUGAUUGUUUCUUUCGGUGUUAGGUUUAUGACUAUAUAUUUUUUAAAGAUGGGGUCUGCUACAUAUUCUGUUUAAGAUAAAAUUAAUAGCUCAUUUUCAAUGGAAAGGAGCGCUCUGCGUCUUUUGUGUCUUCUAUUUUUUCGAGGACCAUUCAAAAGGUCUGGUCAGAAAUAUUUCUGAUUUGUUAUAAGACUUUAAGAAUUUAUCUGUAAAUACAGGUUUCCUCUGAUUCAUAAUAUAUCAGAAAAAUUUAGAGGAAAAGCUUGGUCUGAUUCCAUUGUAAAUUUCAUCCUUCCAUUGUUUGUAAUGAAAAGCAUCUGUUUUAUUGA
This is a messenger RNA of Cryptomeria japonica (Japanese cedar), 3387 nucleotides long. RefSeq lists its product as uncharacterized. Lineage: Eukaryota; Viridiplantae; Streptophyta; Pinopsida; Cupressales; Cupressaceae. The transcript has a single exon. The coding region runs from base 1214 to 2740 and encodes 508 amino acids. The record is from RefSeq and is a predicted model, not a curated record.